Messenger RNA from Sesamum indicum (sesame), 4537 nucleotides. NCBI's taxonomy places the organism in Eukaryota, Viridiplantae, Streptophyta, Magnoliopsida, Lamiales, Pedaliaceae. The record is from RefSeq and is a predicted model, not a curated record.
UCCCAAUAAGGAGAGAUGGAGAGGCUAGAAACUGAACUCUUUGAAGCUGCAGCAAAAGGGAGCAUCACUUCAUUGCAAAAGCUGCUGAAGAAAGAUCCACUAAUUCUUGAUAGAGUUGUAGUUAACAUUUUCUCUGAGACUCCUUUACAUGUGGCAGCAAUGUUAGGACAUAUUGAUUUUGUGAAGGAAAUCAUGAGGAUAAGGCCUCAGCUCGCAAGUGAGUUGAACUCAAUGAGAUUGUCUCCUCUUCAUUUGGCAUCGGCUAAAGGUCAUGUUCAUAUAGUCAGGACCCUGUUAUCAGUUGAUCCUCGAAUGUGCCUGACUCAGGACAAAAAAGGGCUAACACCCCUCCAUCUAGCAUCAAUCAAGGGCCGACUUGAGGUCAUGAAUAUUUUGCUUCAAGCAAAACCUGAUGCAGCUGAAGUGACAGUCUAUAGAGGAGAGAACAUCCUUCAUAUGUGUGUCAAACAAUACCAGUUGGAAGCUCUGAAGCUCCUGGUGAAGACAAUAGACGACCCCGGCUUCAUUAACUCUAAAGAUACUGGUGGAAAUACUGUCUUGCAUUUAGCUGUGGAAGAUAAGCAAGUUGAGACCAUCAAGUUUUUGCUAAGUGUGCCUGCUCUUGAAGUGAAUGCACUGAAUCUUAAUGGAAUGACAGCAGUGAACGUUUUGAUCAAAAGCAGAAGGGAUGUCAGAGAUUCAGAGAUUGAAGAAUCCCUUAAACUCGCUGGAUGUUUUGGGACUACAGAGACUAACACAGCAUUACAUACAUAUCAAAAUAUGGCGAGCCCCUUGUCUCCUUGCCCUGAUCACCUUAUUUCACCCAUGAACAUGCAAACGAACAGUUUGAGAAAUCUACCUAUCAAGCAGGAAGAUUGGUUGGAGAGAAAACGUAGUGCUUUGAUGGUUGUGGCUUCACUUAUAGCAACCAUGGCUUUUCAAGUAGGAGUUAACCCUCCGAGUGGUGUCUGGCAAGACGACAACUUAGUGGAUUCACAAGGCAAUCCCGUCUCUGAUCCUCAUCGGGCAGGCUAUUCCGUAAUGGCACAUAACUACCCUAAAGCAUACCCAAGAUUUUAUAUGAUCAACACCACUGCUUUUAUUGCGUCCCUCAGCAUCAUAUUGCUUCUGAUGAGUGGACUGCCCAUAAGGCGCCGGUUUUUUAUGUGGAUUCUGAUGGUGAUCACAUGGCUUGCAAUUACAGCAAUUGCACUGGCUUACACUGUCUCGAUUAUGGUGUUGACGCCUUCUCACGAAGAAAAAUCUGUUCUGUCUGUGGUAGGAUACUCAGUAUUUGUGUGGCUCUGUUUGAUGGCUCUUCUCCUAAUUGGCCACACAAUUCGUUUGAUCAUUAAGCUGAAUGAAGGGCUGGCUGAACCCAAAAUAAUAUCAGGACUAGAAAGGGACAGAGGGAUGGAAAGAAGCUCUGAAGAAGUGGCUGAAAAGAGACUUUACGAUGCUGCUGCAAGAGGGGAUACAAGAUCUUUGCACGAAUUGCUCAAACAAGAUCCAUUGCUCCUCGAUAGAGUCUCGUAUACAUGUCCCAAUAAGACUCCUUUACAUGUAGCAACCUUACAGGGUUACCUGGCCUUUGUUCAGGAAAUCUUGAAUCAGAAUCCACAGCUUGCUGAAGAAUUAGACUUGCAACAAUAUUCGGCCCUCCACAUAGCAUCAGCCAAAGGUUACAUGGAAAUUGCAAGAAAACUGAUAUCAGCUGCACCUGAUAUGUGCCUGGCUCGUGACUGUCAAGGCAGGAACCCCCUCCAUCUUGCAGCCAUGAAAGGCCAUGUUCAGGUCAUGGCAGAGCUCAUUCGAAAGGCUCCCCUUGCUGCUAGAGAAAAGCUGGACAGAGGUCUCAGCCUGUUGCAUUUGUGUGUCAAAUACUGCCAGUUAGAGGCUUUGAAGAUGUUGGUGCCGUCCAUGAAUGAACUUCUGAAUUCAAAGGAUGACCAUGGUGACACCAUAUUGCAUAUGGCAGUUAGAGAUAAACAAAUUGAGAUUAUCCAGUAUUUGGUAGGCAGCACCAGCAUAGAUAUUAAUGCAAAGAACUCCGAGGGACAAACAGCAAUCGACAUUUUAAAACAAAAUCCAACAGAUGCAACAAAUUUAGAAAUCAGAAAAAUCUUUAGGCCCAGACUCUGCAAUUCCAGCAGCACAAAAACUCAACAGCCAGAAAAGUGGCUAACCAAAAAAAGAGACUCGAUAAUGGUGGUGGCAAUCCUCAUAGCAACGAUGGCUUUCCAAGCUGGCGUGACCCCCGCAGGUGGUGUUUGGCAAGAAGAUUCAACACAUGAUUCAAAUGGCAACCCUGUGACCAAUCCUCACUGGGCAGGAGAGGCUGUAAUGGCUCGUAAUCAUCCUAAAUAUUAUAAGAGCUUCAUGCGUGCCAACACAGUAGCAUUCGUUUCAUCACUUAGCACUAUCUUGCUUCUCAUCAGUGGACUUCCCUUUAGGCGCAAGCUAUUCUUGUGGAUUCUGAUGGUAAUUAUGUGGUUGACUAUCACGUCAAUCGCGGUGACUUAUGCCAUUUCAGCUCUUGUGGUAACUCCAAGGAAGAACAAAAAAUCACUGAGCAAUGACAUUGAGAUUGCAGUAACUGUAUGGUGUUGUGUGAUGGGAGUUCUUCUAGUCGGGAACACAGUUCGGUUGAUAGAUAGGUGGUUGAAGAAGAAAGGAAUAAUCGUAUGGAGGCCAAGAAGAUAUAGAAAUCCGAGUGAAAUAAACCAAGUAAAUGCGGGCCAACAAAGUGUUGGAACUCUGCUUCUUGGCCCCGUGGAAAAGUCUGCAGUCCAAAUUGGAGGCUGCAAAAGUAAACUAAAGUCCUCCCAAAAAUUUCACAAAUCUGGCGAGUUUGAGGAUCCAUGCGCGUUAAACGCCAUCAAGGAAAAAGAAAUGGAGCUUCUGAGCUUGCUAGAUCAAGAUAAACAAGAAGAUCAUCAAAAACAUCAGAUACAGCAGAAAAAGCUUCAAGAAGCAGCAAUACAAGGCUCCGUCCCGUCUCUCUCACAACUCAUACAAGAAAAUCCUCAACUUCUUCGGUCAAGCAUUUAUUCCAUGCCCGAAAAUCCUUUACACACAGCAGCGCUUCUAGGGCACCUAGAAUUCACCAAACAACUUCUUGACAUAAAUCCUGACCUAUCGAAAUCGGUGAAUUCAAAAGGGUCUUCAGCGCUGCACCUGGCAUCGGCAAAAGGGCAUGUGAAUAUAGUGAAAAAGCUAGUUUCGGUGGAUUCUUCGAUGUGCUUUAAUUUGGACGGUGAUGGGAGGAGCCCACUUCAUCUGGCCGCGAUCAAGGGCAGGACGGUGGUUUUGGAGGAGUUGUUAAGGGCUGAGCCGGAGGCGGCGGCAGUAUUGACUGGAGGAGGAGAGAGCUGUUUACAUCUUUGCGUGAAGUAUAAUCGCCUUGAGGCGAUGAAAGUGUUCCUGCAAUGUUUGAAGAGGGAUGAUCGAUUCGUGGACUGGAAGGAUCAAGAUGGGAAUACUGUUCUGCACCUUGCAGUUGCCAAGAAACAGAUUGAGAUUGUUAGGUAUCUGCUAGAAAAUACAGGAAUAGAAACAGAUGCAAGAAAUGCAAAUGGCUUGACAGCAUUAGAUCUCUUGUUACAAAGCCCCGGAGACUUGAGGGAUCUGGAGAUCAAGCAAUGUCUUGAUCAGGGCAGUUCUUCAAGAACUGAUCGGAAUGAAUCCAUGGCAAUUAAGGCAGAUAUCUCCAAAACGUUUAGAACUACACCAUCCAAACAGACUAAGGUCCCAAGCAAUAUCCCCAAGAAACACAAGCACACCGAUUGGUUGGCCAGGAAACGAAAUGCGUUGAUGAUUGUUGCCUCACUGCUUGCAACAGUUGCAUUUCAAGCCGGGCUCUCCCCACCAGGCGGGGUGUGGCAGGAUGAUUUUUCAGGCAAUCCCAAUAGCACCACUGUGUCUGAUAAACCACACAAAGCCGGACAAUCUGUCAUGGCAUACACUCUUCCUUCAAAAUACGGGCAAUAUAUGAUCUUCAACACCAUUGCAUUCUUGGCAUCAUUGAGCAUAAUCUUGCUACAAGUUAGUGGCUUACCGAUGAGGAGGAGGAGAUGGAUGUGGACUCAAAUGGUGACGAUGUGGAUUGCUGUAACUGCUCAGACUCUUACGUAUUUCGUCACCUUGAUUAACAUGACCCCCAAACGUGUCGAGCGCACAGUGUAUCAGGUGGCCAAGAUUUCUGUUCUCGUUUGGCUGGCGCUGGUUGGUUUCGUGUUUAUUGGUAACGUCACUCGCGCCGUUUUAUAUAUACUUAGGACAUGCGGAUACAUUGAGGAGAAGGAGAGGGAGCCUCAUGUUUCGAGGGAAGAUGAAGAAGAUGAUGUGCUUUGAUGCUGAGACACACUGGAAGAUGAAGAAGAUGAUGUGCUUUGAUGCUGAGACCAGUGUGAUAAGAAGUAACCUAUAAUCUUUGUUUCAUAUUGAGACUAUGAAUAUAUAAAGUGAAAAUUACUUGGCUCCUUUUGCAUUUGUGCAAGAAUUCUCCAUGUUUUGUGUAUUUGGAGUGUUCUGUUUU